AUGCCGGCCGGUCCCAUGGACGCUUUGGAGGCCUUCUCCCAUCUCUCGAAAAAUUUACCGCAAUGGAUCACGCGGUUGUCUGAGCUGGCCACCUACACCGCCGCCAAGCAUGCCGAAUAUGCCGAGGACUUCAAGAAACAUGCCGUGGCGAAGCCACGUCGUCGCAAGAACAGCUCGAUCUACUCCAUCCGCACCGACGAGGGUGUGCCAGAUGGCUCGACUCCAGCGGCCAUCGACUCGAAGAACAAUCCUUCCCGCAUUCCCCGAAAGCGCGGAACUGACGAAGCCUCGAUCGAUGAUGAUGAUCACUAUUCGUAUGUGAGCGCGCGACACAACCUGAUCAUCCAGUAUGACGGCCACACCCAGAAGUCUUUGGAGGAAAUGGUACGACACAUUGGAACGGCGAGGAACAACAUCCGUCGGGGCCGCAUGUCGCAGCUUCCGCUCGGGGGGUUUAGCAGCGGCGCGGGCGCAUUCGGACGGAGCGCACGACGGAAUGAAGGACCGCGAUUAAUGUCCUCGACGGCAGAUGUUUCGGAAGACCAACUACUCUCGAACAUUCGCAGUGCCCGAGCUCAAAAGUUGCCCGGACCUAGCAUGACAAUUCCAAAAGACUCUUCCUUCGACGUCGCAGAAAAACAUCUGGAGCUCGCCCACAGCAUGUGUGAAACCGCUGCAUAUCAGGUUUUGCGCUCGGGUGAUUGCUCGAGUCAACUGGGUAGCGUUGAAGAUAAAUUCAAGAGCUUGCUGGAUCUGGCCAACAAGGAGGUCAAGCGUCUCGAGGCUGAACAGAGCAACACGGAGUCUGAAGAUGAAGCGGAAGCGGAAGCAGAAGAGCUUGCGCCGGUCAAGACGGAAGACCGACCACCCGCCUUCAGCGGAGAGAUCGAGGUCGACGACGGUUCUGAGUCCGUGGAGUCAUUGGACCUGACGGCUUUCCGAGCCACCCGGCUGAGGCGCUGCUAA
Molecule: messenger RNA, 966 nt
Organism: Aspergillus affinis
Lineage: Eukaryota; Fungi; Ascomycota; Eurotiomycetes; Eurotiales; Aspergillaceae
Exons: 1
Coding region: 1-966 (321 amino acids)
Source: RefSeq, a predicted model, not a curated record